This is a messenger RNA of Entrophospora sp. SA101, 1149 nucleotides long. Lineage: Eukaryota; Fungi; Glomeromycota; Glomeromycetes; Entrophosporales; Entrophosporaceae. The record is from the annotation of a GenBank genome assembly.
AUGACCUAUCAAUACGAUCAAUAUCAACAGCAGCAAUCACCACAACUACAACCUUCAUUUGAUGGCGUAAUUGAUAAUAAAACAACUUUAUGGAUGGGAGAUCUUGAACCUUGGAUGGAUGAAAAUUUUAUUAGACAAAUUUGGUACCAACUUGGAGAAAAUGUUAGUGUUAAAAUAAUUCGAGACAAGUUUACUGGUACAAAUGCAGGUUAUUGUUUUGUAGAUUUUGUAAGUAAUUCUGCAGCAGUUAAAGCAUUGACUACAGCAAGUGGUACAACUAUCCCUGGUACUAAUCGAGUAUUUAAGCUUAAUUGGGCAACAGGAAGUGGUUUAGCUGAUAGAAAAGAUGAUCGUGGACCUGAAUUUUCAGUAUUUGUUGGUGAUUUAGGACCUGAAGUUAAUGAAUGGAUGUUAGUGGUAGGAUAUGGUUUUGUUCGUUUUGGGGAAGAGAUUGAACAACAACGUGCUCUUGUAGAGAUGCAAGGAGCAUUUUGUGGGAAUCGUCCAAUACGAAUUUCCACAGCAACUCCUAAAAAUAAACUUUUAUUACAAGGUGGUUAUUUUCAACAAACAACCUUUCAAAAUCCAUUCCUUAGUAAAUAUAAUGAUCCAAAUAAUACUACUGUUUUUAUUGGAGGAAUAACUGGUAUCAAUAAUGAAGAGGAACUUAAAAGUUAUUUUCAAAACUUUGGUGAAAUCACAAAUGUAAAAAUUCCACCUGGUAAAAGUUGUGGAUUUAUACAAUUUGCUCAUAGAAAAAGUGCUGAAAUGGCUAUCAGCCAAAUGCAAAAUCUUAUUAUAGGUAAUUCAAGAGUACGAGUAUCAUGGGGUAGAACACAAACUGAUAAAACUUCAGCUACAGCUUACAGACCACAAUAUAAUGCUUUUGGUGGUAUAGCAACAGCAACAACUUCGUAUAAUAAUACUUAUACACCAGUACCAACUCAACAACAGACAAUUUCAGCUCUUACACAAAUUACAUCAACACCCUUAACAACAAUUCCUUCAAAAAUUCAAUUGGACUCAAUGGAUCCCUUGGAACCUAUUCCUGUUCAACAUUUAAAUGAUCUUUUUAUUUCUAAUAAAGAAGAUUUACUUGAAAGAAUGGAUAUUGAUACAAGUAACUGGCCAGACAAUAUCUAUGCUUAA